GAGUGAUCAAUCUCCCUAAUUCAAUUCAAUUUAAUAAUCUUUGCAUGAAGCGGUCGAAAAAUCCACGUGCCUUCUCUCUUAUUAGUUAUUACCACUUUUCUUUCCCUCUUCUCUUGUCUUAUUUUCCUUCUCCACCGCCGUUUCCUUCACAUUCCCGGGAAAAUCAUUUGUAACUGCACGCGCUUCAUUAUUCCAGUGCACACACACACACACUACCACUAGUUACAUUAAGUUUCAAUUUCAUUUCAUUCCAUUUCAGUAGUCAUAGUAGCAUUGAGUGAAGAUCGUGAGUAUUACGCAUCUUCCAAAAACCCUGUGAGAGUGUGAUUCGUUGUCUCCUCUUUCCAAAUUGAUACUUCUCCACCGACUUCAACUGUAAUUAAAAACUCAUCAUCACUCUCACACUGCACCCUUCACCUUCUGGUGUGUUAUUUCUCUCGUAACACUUUUUGCUCAAUUUCACUGUUAGGGUUUCGAAUUUUUCUUUAUGUUUCUAGGUAUCGUGUAUGGUUUCAAUUCGUGAUUCCAUUGCUUCGGUUUCAAUUCUAGGUUUUCCGUCUUCGAUUUUUAUUAUUUUCUGUGUUCAUGGCGUUUGAUCAAAACUCUAGCCCCGAAGAUAUGCGACCACCACCACCACCACCACCGCUGAAUGUAGUUCGAUCGGAGGAGCCACAUGUUUCGGCUGCGGUUAGGGACAAUGGAGCCUCCGGUGUGGUUCCUAUUUUUUAUCCUGAUGGUGGUUUGGGUGGAGUGGGAUAUGGAAAUGUGGCUUCUGGUGCUGCUUCUACUACAUGGUGUAUUCGCCCCGGUUUUCCCUAUCCCACUUUGAGCCCUACUGUUGGGCUUAAUUUUCCCAAUCGUGUUACUGGUGGCAAUGCUGUCGAUCUUUCAGGUAGUUUUGUUACAGCUACUAAUGGAUAUCCUUUGAAUUUGGGUAAUUGGGUUGCUGGUAAUGCUUUGGAUAACAAUAAUCUUCAGUACAGUAGUGGUAGAAUAAUUAGCAACGGUGGUGGUGAUCGUACUGGUGGUGUUGUUGGGUUUGUUGGGACUGGUUCCAAUCACCCUGCUAACCAGAGGGUCGAUCAGGCGAGUGGAAAAGGUGGAGAUGAUUCAGUUUCGGGGCAGAAAUUGAAGUUCAUGUGCAGUUAUGGUGGGAAGAUUUUGCCUAGGCCGAGUGACGGAAUGUUGAGGUAUGUUGGCGGGCAGACUAGGAUAAUAAGUGUCAAGAGAGAUGUGAGUUUUAAUGAUUUAGUGCAAAAGAUGGUCAAUACUUUUGGGCAACCUGUGGUUAUCAAAUAUCAGCUUCCCGGAGAGGAUCUUGAUGCAUUGGUAUCAGUUUCCUGUGCUGAUGAUCUGGAUAAUAUGAUGGAGGAGUAUGAAAGGUUGAUUGAGAGGUCUUCAGAUGGUUCUCCUAAAUUAAGGGUCUUUCUUUUUUCUGCUUCGGAAUUUGAUCCUUCUGGUCUGCUACAGUUUGUAAAUUUACAUGAUGGUGGGCAGAAAUAUGUUGAAGCUGUGAACGGAAUUGCUGAGAGGGUUAAUGGCAAGCUAACAAGGAAAGGAAGUUUUACAAGUGCUGAUUCUACUCAAAAUUCUGAUUUGAGUGGGUUAGAGGCUCCUGAUAGCACAAAUGCUGCUCAUGCAGAUUUUAAUGGCCCGCCUAUCUCCAGCAUUUUAUCAUCCGAUACGAAUAUUGCCGCACCUAAUGAUGCUGCUACUACAAAUCUUAUGGUUUCUGAGCCUGUUGAAUCAGUAUGCUCAGAUGUUUCUGCAGUUUCAUUGGGUAUACCUGUGGCUGAUUCAGGUCCAACUCAUACUCCACCUUUCCAUAAUGAGGUUGAGGUAGAGAAGUCUGUGCCCACUACUUUAUCUCAGAAGCAGUUUGUGUUGCAGCAGUCUGGAAUGCAAAUUCCACCCGCUGCACCUUUGCAGGCAUUUGUUGAUCCUCGACAGGAAGUUCUGAACCAUGCAGAAUAUGUCCAGAUGCCUGCCCAUAUGGAAUUCCCAAAUCCUCAGUUUAUAGGUAGGCCCGGGACUAUCUACUCUCAACAUCAUUUUCAUGAUAACACUGCUCGUUAUGCAUCCCAACAGGCAAUCCAUGGAGUGCAGAUGACAAUGACUCAACCAUCUUCCCAUGCUGGUAUAAGACCAAGUAUUAUACAUCCACGAACAGUCAUGCAAGGGCAACAAAACGGUUUUGAGCAAUAUUAUGAUGAAAAUACUUCAGGGCUAAGGAUGCAGCACCAACUUAUUUCUGAGCAAAGUUACAAAGCAUAUCCAAUUCAAGUCCCUUUCGGAGGUAAUUAUGGUUGGGUUCAGGUUUCUCCUUCGGAUCAUGUUAUUUUUCAUGAUGGAUUGUUGCCUCAGCAACCGGUAGUCGUCCCUCAAAUAGUGGAGGAUUGUUAUAUGUGUCAGAAAAAACUGCCUCAUGCACAUUCAGAUCCAGUGGUUCAGCAUCAGCAUAAUAGCUGUGCAGGUUUAAUCCCUGAUUCAAUGCCAAGUUAUAAUAGUCUCCCGGUAGAGGACAGUUUAAGAGCUCAACCAACAAAUAGGGUUUUGGUGACUACACCAAUGAAGGAAGGCAAUGGUAAUUUUGAACAAGAAGUUGGGACUAGACUCAGGGUCAUGGUACCGUGUAGUGACACAAGUGGUCUUCCUCUGGAGGCUGAAACUGAGAGAAAUAGGUUUGAUCAUCCCAGAAAUGCAGUGGUUAUCCCAGACAUAGUUGGAAGAACAGAUGACAAACAGUCACCAAGUGAUGGGCUGACUGAAACAGCGCCAUUGUCUUAUCUAGAUGAUUUUGCUCCCCAGCACAUGGUGCCAGUUGAAAACUGGGCCAAAGAAGAUGUAGUUGUGAAUAAGCCUGUUAAUGAAAUACCUUUAGUUGGUGGCACAUCUGUGAAAACUUCCGAAUGUGUGGUUCAAGUAUCAUCAACAGAAUAUACUAAUGAGCUUGCUAAUACAAUUUCAAAAGCGGAUGCCGUGGAGAAUUGGGUUGCACAUGACCUGCUCAAACCUAUUGAUGGAAGAACGGACAAUCUCAAGAUAAGCAAUCCUGAAAUUUGUGUGAAUAAUGAAAAUAUUGAUUACAAUACUCAGCAUGCUAUAGAGAAGAAAUGGGUGGUUUCAGAUAACAACCUUUGCAGGUCAAAAUUGAUUGCUGAUGCAAAUCAAAUUAAGACGAUGGAUGCUCUUCCUAAUUCCAGUAUAGAAAUUUCAUACGGUAAUAAUUCUAGGCCUGUGGAGUACAAUGAGGUUGCACACCUGCCUAUUUGGGGCAUUCCUGGAGCAAAUCCUCAAUCAAAGAAUGUAAUCCAUCAGAAGGAUGAUGCAGUUUUAUCUUCAGUUUCGCAAUCUGCUGGGUUUGGACAUAUGCAGGAUUCUUCAAACUCACUUUUUAGCAAUCAGGAUCCCUGGAAUUUACACGGUACUUACUUUCCACCAGCUAGACCAGACAAAGUCACAUCAAAGAAAGAAACAUAUUCUUAUAUGGAUCAGUUUGGUGAGAAUUCAGGCAACAUUGGAGAACAAAAUCUUGAUGUUCAAUUGGAUGAUGGUCUCCGUCAGGCAUUCAAACAGAAUUUAACAUCAGAAGAAGCUCCAUAUUGCAAGGGAUCACCAGAAGACCAACAACUUCAAGCUGUUGCUGAAAGUUCAGCCGCAUCUGUUCUGCACUCAAGUACUUCAAAUCCUGACUUACAUGCCCGAGAUGUGUCCCAUCAUGAAGACAUUGAAGAUGGAGAUUUUAAAAAUAAUCAACUAGAUAUACAGUGUAAAGCAAAAACUCAGGAUGACAAAAGCAAGUUUUCAGAGAAGGCAAAUUUUGGCUUUCCAGCAUCAGAUGUUGGAGCGUUACAGAUUAUAAGGAAUAGUGACCUUGAAGAGCUUGUAGAAUUGGGGUCUGGGACCUUUGGGACAGUGUAUCAUGGAAAAUGGAGAGGUACUGAUGUUGCAAUAAAGCGGAUUAAUGAUAGGUGUUUUGCUGGAAAGCCUUCAGAGCAAGAGCGCUUGAGAGCUGAUUUUUGGAAUGAGGCAAUCAAGCUUGCUGACUUGCACCACCCAAAUGUGGUAGCUUUCUAUGGUGUUGUUCUUGAUGGCCCAGGAGGUUCUGUGGCAACAGUAACAGAGUAUAUGGCUAAUGGUUCUCUAAGAAAUGCCUUCCAGAAGAAUGGGAGGAAUGUUGACAAGCGCAAGCGUCUUAUGAUUGCAAUGGAUGUGGCCUUUGGUAUGGAGUACCUCCAUGGAAAAAACAUAGUACACUUUGACUUAAAAAGUGACAACUUGCUUGUGAAUCUUCGUGAUCCACACCGCCCAAUAUGCAAGGUUGGGGACUUGGGUCUGUCCAAAGUAAAGUGCCAGACUCUAAUAUCUGGUGGUGUGAGAGGAACCCUACCUUGGAUGGCACCUGAACUCCUGAAUGGAAGCAGUAGCCUUGUUUCAGAAAAGGUUGAUGUUUUCUCAUUUGGUAUUGUCAUGUGGGAACUCCUCACUGGAGAAGAGCCGUAUGCUAAUUUGCACUAUGGGGCCAUCAUAGCUGUAGGUUUUUCCAAACAUAAUUCAGGUGGCAUUGUGAACAACACUUUGCGGCCUCCGGUUCCAGAAUCUUGUGAUCCAGAAUGGAGGGUACUGAUGGAGAGGUGCUGGUCAUCAGAACCAUCAGAAAGACCUUCAUUUACCGAGAUUGCGAAUGAUUUACGUUCCAUGGCAGCCAAGAUCUCUCCCAAAGGACAAAAUCAACAGCAGCAACCUACUUCAUCUCAGAAUCAAGUGCAGAGAUAAUUUGCUAAAAUUGCAGGAGCCAAAUGCUUAUUUCCAUAUCUGUUUAUGGUUGUGUAUUCCAUCCAUUUGGUGGAUCAAUGCGUUGUGUGCAAUAUAUGCUUUAAGAAGGUCUUGCAAGUAUCAGAAGGUAACAUAUGGUUGUAAAUAAAUGUAAUAUCGUACGUCAACUACCUAUUCUUGUAAUACACCCAAACCUCACUGGACAUCAUGCAAAAUUUAGUUCAUUACUAGAAGAAAAGAAACUAAAAAAUUAUAAAGAAAAAGAAAAAUGUUCGUUCAUAUUCUAAAUUUUUAAGAGUGCUUGUAAAAAAAGAUAUUGUAAAGUAAAGGGUAGCAGAAAUUUUAACUAGCUUUUUGUAUGUGUUCCAUGUUUUCAAGUGAUUAUUGAUGAGAUAUGAAUGAAUUCCCUACCUUUGAUUUCUUUUCUUUUAACA
Molecule: messenger RNA, 5210 nt
Organism: Trifolium pratense (red clover)
Lineage: Eukaryota; Viridiplantae; Streptophyta; Magnoliopsida; Fabales; Fabaceae
Exons: 9
Coding region: 586-4776 (1396 amino acids)
Biological process (GO): protein phosphorylation; signal transduction
Cellular component (GO): cytoplasm
Molecular function (GO): protein binding; protein kinase activity; ATP binding
Source: RefSeq, a predicted model, not a curated record